CCUUCUGUGCUCGUCUGGGGGUCAUGCUUUCGGUUGUUUCAGCCUCGCUCGUCCGCCUGACACCGCUGCUGACUGCCACCACAACUGCCACUGCCACUGCCACCAUGGCCGUUCCGAUCCAGAUCCAGAUCCAGAACCAGCUACGCAGUCACCUCUCGACCUCGGCGACCUCCCUGACUGCCUCGGCUUCAGCUUCAGUUGCUGCUGCUGGUCCGCCUGCGACCCCAACCCCGCCGCUCGACUAUGCGUCGUACCUGAGCCCUGCAAGCCGCGUGCGCCGCGAGUCUGCCAUCCGCGCGCUCAUGCCAUUCGUCAAGCAGCCAGGCAUGAUCUCGCUCGGAGGCGGAAUGCCCAACCCAGCGACCUUCCCGUUCAAGGGCAUGUCCUACACGCUCGCAGACGGAAGCACCAUCCACUUGACGCCGGAAGAAACGAGCGCAUCGCUGCAGUACUCGGCCACCCCGGGAUUGCCCGAACUCGUUUCUGCUCUCAAGCAAAUGCAGGUCGAGUAUCACUACGGCGACCGAAAGCUCCGGGUUCCAUCCUCCCUCUCGGUCACCGUCGGCUCGCAAGACGGUCUUGGCAAAUGUUUCGAAAUGCUUCUGGGUCCGGGCGACACGCUCCUCCUUGAAAACCCAACCUACAGCGGUUCGCUGUCGGCACUCCAACCGCUUUCAGUCAAGCUGCAUGGAUUGGCUACCGAUGCCUUCGGCUUGAUCCCGGCAUCGCUCGAUUCGGCCCUCACGAACUGGAACGAGGCCACGCAAGGCCGCCGCCCGCGUGUCUUGUACACCAUUCCGACCGGAUCCAACCCAAGCGGGGGCUCCCAGACGCUCGAGCGCAAGCACCGCAUCUACGACAUUUGCCGCCGCCCUGAAAACAACAUUGUGAUUAUCGAGGACGACCCAUACUACUUUUUGCAAUUUACCUCCCCUCGCGUGCCGUCGUACCUUUCGUUCGAUAUUGACGACCGCGUUCUCCGCUUUGACUCGCUGUCCAAGGUGUUGUCGGCCGGAAUGCGCCUCGGCUAUGUGACUGGACCGACUCCUUUGGUCGAGCGCAUCGACUUGCACUCGCAGGCGACCAACCUGCACGCGAGCGGCUCUUCCCAGGCACUCGCCGCUUCGCUGCUCAAGACGUGGAAGACGCAAAUGCCCAAGCCCGAAUUCCUUGCCGGCGACACCAGUGCCCCGUACGACUCUGGCUUGGAUCUCGUCAAGCUGUCCAUCCCUGGAUUUGAGCUCCACGCGCGCCAUGUCGCUCAAUUCUACCGCACUCAACGCGACGCCUUCCUUGCAGCUGCCAAUCGCCAUCUCAAGGGCCUUGCCGAGUGGAACGAACCGACGGCCGGCAUGUUUGUGUGGUUUAAGCUGAACGGCAUUGCGGACACGCGCGAUCUCAUUCUGCGACAGGCCGUUCAAAAGAAUGUGCUGCUUGUGCCCGGCAAUGCGUUUGUCCCUGGCGGUGGUCAAUCGUCGUAUGUGCGCGCCUCCUAUUCGGUCGCCACUCCCGAGCAGAUGGACACAGCCCUUGGUCGUCUGGCAGCGCUUCUCAAGGACGUACAGAAGCAGUAAAACAUUCACAUGUUGGGAUACAAGCAUAUUUCCCUUCCGCACUCCUUGGCCUGUGUUCACCUCGUCCUGGUUGUGUGUGUAUUUCCGAGUUUCUUUUGUUCCCUAAUACACAAUCUCCUCCUCG
Molecule: messenger RNA, 1698 nt
Organism: Capsaspora owczarzaki ATCC 30864
Lineage: Eukaryota; Filasterea; Ministeriida; Capsasporidae
Product: aminoadipate aminotransferase
Exons: 4
Coding region: 24-1574 (516 amino acids)
Biological process (GO): biosynthetic process
Molecular function (GO): pyridoxal phosphate binding; transaminase activity
Source: RefSeq, a predicted model, not a curated record